Cryptococcus wingfieldii CBS 7118 is the source of this 3459-nucleotide messenger RNA. Its product is annotated as ribosome biogenesis protein BMS1. The coding region runs from base 1 to 3459 and encodes 1152 amino acids. Gene Ontology annotation, molecular function: GTPase activity; GTP binding; U3 snoRNA binding. The record is from RefSeq and is a predicted model, not a curated record. The transcript has 6 exons. Gene Ontology annotation, cellular component: 90S preribosome; nucleus. Gene Ontology annotation, biological process: endonucleolytic cleavage of tricistronic rRNA transcript (SSU-rRNA, 5.8S rRNA, LSU-rRNA); maturation of SSU-rRNA from tricistronic rRNA transcript (SSU-rRNA, 5.8S rRNA, LSU-rRNA); ribosome biogenesis. NCBI's taxonomy places the organism in Eukaryota, Fungi, Basidiomycota, Tremellomycetes, Tremellales, Cryptococcaceae.
AUGGAGGCUCCCCACAAGGCCCAUCACGCCUCCUCAUCCGGCACAAAGCAUGCCAAAAAGGAUGCCGCAAAGGGCAUAGACAGGUCUGGCGGUAACAGCUACAACCCCAAGGAAAGUGCAGCCUUCACAAACUCUUCCUUCCGAGCUGCCGAGAAGUCUGCGAGGAGAACCGCCGAGAAGGAUCAAAGGCGUCUGCACGUCCCCCUCGUCAACCGAAACCCAGACGAGCGGAAGGUCACCAAUGAGAAGGGCAAGGGCAUGGACGAGGGGUCACUGCCCCCUCCACCUAUUGUCGUUGGUAUCGUCGGCCCACCCGGUGUUGGAAAAACAACUUUGAUGAGGUCUCUUGUCAGGAGGUUUACCAAGCACAACUUGAGUCAGCCUCAAGGACCCGUCACUGUCGUUUCUGGCAAGACUAGGAGAAUAACUUUUGUUGAAUGUGGCAACGACCUCAACAGUAUGAUUGAUCUGGGCAAGGUCGUCGAUUUGGUUCUCUUGAUGAUUGACGGGAGUUUUGGAUUUGAAAUGGAAACGUUCGAGUUCCUAAACAUCCUCCAAUCCCACGGUUUCCCCAAAGUUCUCGGUGUCCUAACCCACGUCGACCUCAUCAAGAAGGCUUCCACCCUCAAAGACACCAAAAAGCGUCUCAAGCACCGAUUUUGGACAGAAAUCUACCAAGGUGCCAAGCUGUUUAGCUUGUCUGGUGUCUUGAACGGACGAUAUCCUGAUGCCGAGAUCAACCUGCUCUCCAGGUUCAUCUCUGUCAUGAAAUUUCGUCCGCUCGUCUUCCGAAACCAGCACCCAUACCUCCUUGCCGACCGAAUCCAAGAUCUCACUCCUCGAGAGGCCGUGCGUGAGAACCCUAAGAUGGACCGAAACAUCACUCUGUACGGCUAUGUCCGUGGUCCCAACCUUCCCCCGAGGAAUGCCAAGAUUCAUAUCCCUGGUGCGGGUGAUUUGGAGAUCAAGGAGGUCGAAAGACUUGCCGACCCAUGCCCGUUACCGACUCUGGAGAGCGAGAGAAGGCGAAAGAUGGGCGAGAAGGCCAAGUUGAUUCAUGCGCCCAUGAGUGAUGUUGGUGGCGUCAUGUACGACAAGGAUGCAGUGUACAUUAAUGUCCCGGGUAACUUUACCAAGGGUGGUGAAACUCUGCAAGGAGAAGGCGAAAAGAUGGUGAUGGAGAUGCAAGACGCCCAGAACACGUUUGCCGACAACAUUCAAAACUCUGAAAUUCGUCUCUUCGGCCACUCUUCCGCUCCUCUUCAAGCCCCUGUUCAGCGCGUCCGUCGACGUGCCGAGCCCCGCGCUGGUGGACCAAUGCUCGGCAAGGCGGACGAUGACGAGUUUGACGACGACAGCGACGAGGACGACUUUGAUGGAGAGGGCGAACCGAGAUUCGGGGAUGACGAGUCUGAGGGAGAUGAGAGGGAUGUGGCGUAUGCCGACUCGGAUUCUGAUCAUGACGAUCUUGCCUUUGCCACGGGUUUCCAACAAGACGGCAAGCGGAUCAAUUUCGAGGAUGAUGCGUUCCCAUCUGACGAGGAAGAUGACGAGGAGGGAGAUGAAGACGAGGAUGUGCCUGGUUGGAAGAAGAAUCUGUCUGGCCGUGCUGCUGAUGCGCUCGCCAGCCGUCUCGGCCGUCGACGCAACCUCAUGUCUCUUAUCUACGACUCGCCCCUCUCUCCCGAGGAAAUCUCUGCAGGCAAGACGAAAGCUUCCUCUGCCGAUGCUGGGUCUUCUCAUACUGGGGACGCCUAUACCGACCAAGGCUUCUACAAGGUUAGCCGCGAGGAGAACAAGGGUGAUGAAGGUGACCAGGUCAAGCAAGAGCUUGACAGGGACCAGCUGAGACAAAAAUGGGAGGGCGAUGAGAUGCUCGAUUCUCUCAAAGAAUUGUUCAUCUCUGGUCCCGUUGGCAAUGGUGGUGAGGUGGACGAGAAUGGCGAAGCCUACGAAGAUGAAGCUGGAGACUUUGAGGACCUCGGGGAGGAAGAAGUGGGCGAUGACGGUGUGCCGUAUGUCGGCGUCAAACCCAACCAACCGAGCUACGAAGACCAACGAGCUGCGGCAGCGGCCAAAAAGAAGGAGGCUCUCCGAAACAAGUUUGACGAGCAAUACGAUGAUUCGGAUGACGAGGGCGACAAGAUGGACUACUACGACCAGCAAAAGGCCGAGAUGGCCCGUCAGAGGCAGCUCAACCAGGACGAAUUUGAAGGUCUCGACCUCAAUGCGCGAGCUCAGAUUGAAGGUUACCGCUCGGGCUCUUACGUUCGUUUGGAGAUCAAUGAUGUUCCCUGCGAGCUCGUCGAAAACUUUGACCCUCGUUUCCCCAUCAUUGUAGGAGGUCUGCUCGCUGCGGAAGAGAGGUUUGGUUUCAUCACUGUGCGUAUCAAGCGACACAGAUGGUUCACCAAGACUCUCAAAGCCAACGAUCCGCUCGUAUUCUCCCUCGGUUGGAGACGUUUCCAGGCCAUGCCGCUCUAUCACCUCGACGAUCACUCGAUCCGAAAUCGAUACCUCAAGUACACUCCCGAGCACAUGCACUGUGCCGCUACUUUCUACGGGCCAGUAUCGGCGCCCAACACUGGUUUCUGUGCGUUCAACUCACUCCAAGGCGAUGCGCCAGGCUUCCGAGUGUCUGCCACCGGUGUCGUGCUCGAUGUCGAUCGAUCGACCAGGAUUGUGAAAAAGCUCAAGUUGACCGGUACCCCGUACAAGAUCUUCAAGAACACUGCCUUUAUCAAAGACAUGUUCAACUCUGGGUUGGAAGUUGCCAAGUUUGAGGGCGCGAAUAUCAAGACGGUGUCUGGUAUCCGAGGUCAAGUCAAAAAGGCUCUGAACAAGCCCGAGGGUGCCUACAGAGCCACGUUCGAGGACAAGAUCUUGAUGAAGGACAUUGUGUUCCUUCGAGCUUGGUACUCUAUCGAGCCCAAGAAGCUGUACAACCCUGUCUGCUCUUUGCUACUGGCCGAUAAAGACUCGUGGCAAGGAAUGAGGUUGACUGGUCAGAUUCGACGAGAAGAGGGUAUGAAGACUCCUCUGGAUCCCAAUUCUGCUUACAGGACUAUUGAGCGAACCACUCGUCGAUUCAACCCUCUCAAGGUGCCUCGCAAGCUCGCAGCUUCCCUCCCUUACGCCUCCAAGACGCCGCAACUCUCCAAGCAAAGCAAGCCCACGUAUAUGCAGUCUCGUGCUGUGGUGCUGAGCGACGACGAGAAGAAGGCCGUGACCAUGCUUCAGCAGAUCCAGACGCUGAAGAAGGACAAGGCGGCGAGAAGAAAGGAGAAGCAGGAUGAGAGGAAGGGCGAGUACCGCAAGAAGGUCGGGGAGAAGGAUGAGAAGAGGGAGAGCAGGAUCAAGGAGGAGCGACGGGAGCGAUUCAGGCAGGAGGGAUUGAAGAGGAAGAGGGACGAGAUGAGCGAGGGCAAGGGUCGAGGGGGCAAGAAGACGAGGGAGUAG